ACGGCUCUCAUUUCUUGGGGCUAAAAGGUACAUGCCAUUUAAUUUGAGACCAGGGGUGGACUGACAACUCAUGGGGCCCCUGGGCAAUAGGGGAUCAUGGGCCCUUGUGUCCUUGCUCAAACUCAAAAAAGCCUAUGAAAAAAGGUACCAGGGGCAUCUCAUGGGGCCCCCUACUGACCCCGGGCCCUCGGGCAGUGCCCGAGUUUCCAAAUGGUCAUUCCGCCCCUGGUCAGGAAUGUGUGAUGCUCCUGUUUCACAGCAGAUACUGGUCGCUUUCCACAUCCUGGCUUUGGCAGAGCUGAACUCU
Messenger RNA from Staurois parvus, 307 nucleotides. The record is from the annotation of a GenBank genome assembly. Lineage: Eukaryota; Metazoa; Chordata; Amphibia; Anura; Ranidae.